Molecule: messenger RNA, 6407 nt
Organism: Venturia canescens
Lineage: Eukaryota; Metazoa; Arthropoda; Insecta; Hymenoptera; Ichneumonidae
Gene: jub
Product: LIM domain-containing protein jub
Exons: 7
Coding region: 1451-4222 (923 amino acids)
Biological process (GO): positive regulation of miRNA-mediated gene silencing; negative regulation of hippo signaling; regulation of DNA-templated transcription
Cellular component (GO): P-body; transcription regulator complex; adherens junction
Molecular function (GO): transcription corepressor activity
Source: RefSeq, a predicted model, not a curated record
ACAGCUACUAGAUGGAGCUCAACGUUUUCGAAGGUAAAAAAAAAAGAAAAAGCCUCGAUUUCUCGCGUGCCCCUGGAAGCUUGUAUGUACAGUACUGUGCAGGGAAGACGUCGACGACGUCGGAACGAAUGACAACUAGAAUAAAUCGGCGUCGUUACAAUUAAUCUUCACGCUCGUAGAAACUACGCCACUUAAAAGUUGCUAAUGUUGAUUUUCCGUGGUGGUAGUACUUGACGUAUAAACAAACUCGGUGAACUGAAAGAGUGAAAAGAAUUUAAAAAAAAAAUGGUGAUAUCUCAGUGAAUCCGCGAGACAACUUACCGAGUUGAAAAAAAAAAAGAAAAAACUUCAAUCCGUGAGAGUGGUCUGAGGGAGCGAGAGAGACGAGAGCGCGUUUACGGUUGUAUUUUUAUGCGUGUGUAUUCGUAAGACGAUGUGGGUGUCGCUCUCGUAAUAUAUAUCGUCGAAAGAUCCUGCGCGUGUUUUUUUGUGCUUUAUACCGGGUACAGUGUCCUGGGCGUAACCCAAAGGGUGCCUUACUCUGAAAAACCGAUCGUGUUAUUCUUUUCCAUGUUUCGUUCCAUCGGAGCAGAAAAACGAUCAUCUUAUCUUGAAAUCCUUGACGAACGAACGUGUUUACUUCUUCAAACAACAGAAAUUACAGGAAACCCCAGAAUAGAAGUGAAAAGUACGGUCAAUGGGAAAUGAAUUGAAGUUUAUAAACUAUACAGAGAUAAAUCCGUUGAAAUCAAUUCCUUCGCGUUGUAAAUGAAGUAAUUCGAAUUCUGUCCAUCCCCGACGUCUUUUCCCUCAACGAAUAACAGAAUUCAAAUCGCCUGUCACAUUAACUUACUGUCCUAAAAUUUUUUUUCUCGUUCAAUCGCAUCGUGCGAUGUCGACCGAACAACGAAGAUCGUCAGAAAUCGAGGAUCGUUUCGUACGGAAGUUACAGUACCAAAAGCGGCGCUGACUUUUCUUACCUGAGGAAAAAAGGGAGAAACAGAGACCGAGUGAAAAGAGAGGAAAAGGGUGAGAGAGAGAGAGAGAGAGAGAGAAAGAAAGAGAAAAAGAAGACAAGAGCAUUGUCGAUCGUGGGAACGGGCUGUCGGAAAGAUAAAGAAAUACUUUUGUGGUGUAGCCCCCAAUGAAGAAAAGUCGGAAUAAUAGCUUGGAAUAAAACGUUUAUGAAACACAAAUAUUGAUAAAAAAAGAAAAGUAAAUCAGGAGUGCAAAGAAAUACAUACAAACGAUUUUCUACAUUAUUCACCGUAUAAGCAACAAUUUUCCCUGUUACUACACAAUUAACUACAAUAUAUACUUUUUCUUUGUCAAAUGCGUGCUCUGAAGAUUUCGUAUUGAAAUUCCCAUAUUCGUACACCUGUAUUCAUAAAGAAUAUUUGCCAAAUAUUUUGUAUAUCUCAAAAGAAAAUCCUAAACUCUAUUCCGGCCAAUGUGUGACUCGGCCGACGCAUACGUCCACAAGCUUGGCUAUCUCCAGCUAGGGUGCGACGAGCCCUCGACCGAGCACAGCCAUGGUCGAGUGUCAAGCAGUUCUAGGCCGGAGGCUCAAGUGCCGGUCCUCCCAAGGGCAGCAAGUUUGCAGCAUCACUCGACACGUGAUUCCACAAGGUCUACGAGGUCUCUGGGCGGCACGGAUAGUUUUGGAGAUGGGAAUUCCAGUUUGGGGUCAACAGGGCCUGAAAUUCCAUUGCCGGUUGGGAGACAAGGUGCUCUGCCUGCACCACCAGAUUACAAAAUGUAUGAAAGGGAAAAUAUGAUAGCGGCUUCAAGAUUUGCACCUCCUAAAGCCGGGGAGUGCAUUACUUCCGCUAUGGGUCAAUAUCAUCACAAUUUGCAACAUCAAUCUCGAUCGCAACAGCAACAACAAGCCCCUGUUUAUGAAAAUAUUGAAUAUUAUCCGCAACAACAAGCUCCUCCUUACUAUCAUCCUGUCGACGUGCGCAAAAGUCCCAGAGGCAGCCCACGCGGCUCCGUUUCUGGCGACAACUAUGAAGCCACUUUUCGUAAAGCUCAACCUCAAGUUCCGACUGGCAAUCGAUACCAAUCCUCUUCUCCGGCUAAAGAACUACCACCCUACGAAGCACCUCCUGUUUACGAAAAUAUCCAGGAAGUUGGACACUUUGAAAAUGACACUUCGCAACAAAACAAAGCAGCUCCUCAGGUUCCCAAUUAUUAUCAUCCAGCCAAUCUCAAUGGGGGAGAUUAUGUCGUCAUGACCGGAAAGCAACAACGCGGAAACCGUGGUCAAAGUUACGACGGAACAUCACUGUCGCGAGUUGUGUCAUCACAGCAGGAAUCGCGAUAUCUCUCGGGUUCGACAUCGUCUUCAGCGGAUCUGCAGAGUUCGCGUAGUGCAGCGUAUGUUCCUCCAUCGGAGCUGCAAACACCGGCUCGGAGCUACAGUUAUCCCUCAGAUCCGCAACAGCAGCAGCAACAGCAACAACAAAAUUCGCCGCGGUUGAGUAAUCCUUACCACAGCGAAUCACCGCCGAUACGUUUACCACCGGAUACAAGUUUGCAUUAUCGUGGUACGAUGCACGAGAACUCAAAUUCGACGGGUUAUCGAGCUGGUUCGUCCAACGAGACGUUGCCUCAGGUGCCGCAAUAUCGCCCGGACAAUUGCCAACUUUACAAGCAGUACAUCGAGCAAUCAACUUCGCGAAACAAUUCUUCCCACGGCUACGAAGCCCAAACUCGAAAUUCGCCGGUUUACAGUGGCAACGUUCGCGCCGGUGAAUUAUCCCCGAAUUGUCGAAACUCACCGACCGUUUAUUCGACGAGGAACACGAGUCUUCCAGGCGCCACGAUCACCAGCACGAUUCCACAGAGCGACAGAACGUAUCAUCGCACUUCGGAGAGCCGCGAUGAUUUUCCAGCGAGAAAUUCGCCGGUUUAUUCGUCGGCGCGUUCUGACCAAACUACUCGCUUAACCAACGUUCAACAAACCGAGAGAAAUUACGCUCCGGAAACGGCUGAAACGACGAGAAACUCACCGGCGCUUUACGCUUCGUCGAGAGAACAUUGCCCUACCGGACGCAACGAAACCUCCCGAAAUUCUACCAUUUACCAACAAAACAAUGGCACACGAUUGUCCCCCAAAACUAGUCCCACACAUGGACAAAUUGGCAACGAUCUCACCAGCCAAAAUCACGGCGUCACUGCCAGACAAGUCCCAACUUCUUUCGUUACCGCCACAACCGGGAGCCCCGUACGUGGACAAGUUCAAGCACCUGUUUCAAGCGCCGCGACUACUAACAACGAAGAUUUUUCACUUACUGGACCCAGAAUCACUAGUCUACCGCCUGGCGUUACCAGCGGCGUCGCUGGUCCCGUUUUUCUCAAUGCCGGCGUUCCCGUACUUCAGAGAGCUGUCGAACCCAAUAUCGAUGCCAGACGAUCCGCCAGUCCACCUGUUAAGCCUGCUCCUGGCAAAGGACUAUUGCCCUAUAACGUCACGCCGCCGAGACCUUCGGGUCCUACCGAGGCUGAGCGUAAGAUAGAAGAACUGACGCGGCAAUUGGAAGAAGAAAUGGAAAAGCAGGAAGAAGAAGGCGAAUAUUUCGGUAUUUGUCACACUUGCGGUGAGAAAGUAACGGGAGCUGGGCAAGCUUGCCAAGCGAUGGGAAAUCUCUAUCACACUAAUUGCUUCAUUUGUUGCUCCUGUGGACGGGCACUUCGCGGCAAAGCUUUUUACAAUGUACAUGGACGCGUGUACUGCGAGGAGGAUUAUUUGUACUCUGGAUUCCAACAAACGGCCGAAAAGUGUGCUAUUUGUGGCCAUCUCAUAAUGGAAAUGAUUUUACAAGCGAUGGGCAAAUCUUAUCAUCCGGGAUGCUUCAGAUGUUGCGUUUGCAAUGAGUGUCUCGACGGAGUCCCAUUCACGGUUGACGUUGACAACAAAAUUUAUUGCGUCAACGAUUAUCAUCGAAUGUUUGCGCCAAAGUGUGCCUCGUGCGGAAAAGGAAUAACGCCUGUUGAGGGCACAGAAGAGACCGUUCGGGUUGUUUCGAUGGACCGCGAUUUCCACGUGGAUUGUUAUGUUUGUGAAGAUUGUGGAAUGCAAUUGACUGACGAGCCUGACAAGAGGUGUUAUCCUCUCGACGGUAGACUAAUGUGUCGAGCUUGUCACAUACAGAGAAUUUCUCACACUCAACCACGUGCACCUCAACCUGUUUCGGCAAGUUAUCAAUUUAUGGGUUAAAAUGCGGAGUGACGUAUUACAGUGAUAACGAAAAAUCGUCGAAAGUUAGACGUCACUGUUCUUCCAAUCACUGAUCAUCCUGGAUGGAAAAAUUGUCUUCUCUCAGAAAGAUCGGCACUGGAAAGUCAACGAAACUUGUGCGAAUGAAGCAAAAAGAAAUUAUCAAGCCAAAAGUUGUAUAAUUCUCAUCCCGCGUCACAAUAUGAUUAAGAAAAAUUCUUUAGUCCAUUGAAAACUUGACAAAUACCAGUUUCUUCGAAUGUAUGCGAAUCAAAAUAUUUCAAACAUAACACAAAUUUCAUUUCAAUGAAUCUUCUUGUCAAUUUAUUUCCUCGUUGGCAAGAAAUUUCCACAAAAUUGGAUACUCAUAAAAUAUCUAGAGACGCGGAAGCGUCUGUUAGAAGAUAAUCCUGAAAUUGUAAAAGAUCUUCAAAACCAUUUCAAUAUCGUGCUCUCUGAUGCCUCAUAGGACUGAAUAAUCGACUAAAAGCGAAUAAUAAUCAAACGAAAACGUGCUUAAUAAUCGUGUCUAUGUACGAAAAGGAAAAAAAUCAUGUGUAAUUGCUCGAUAACCGUAACUAUUGUUGAAACAUUAUUGUUAAACGCAAUUUACAACAUUAUAGUAUUAUGAUAUUAUCUAUAUCGUAUGAUAUAUAUUAAAUAUAUAUGUAUAGAUUAUAUUUAUGAAUUGUAGCAAUAAAUACUGCCCAAUGUACUCCCCAAAGGAAGGGAGAUCGCGGUGCGACGUUAUAAAAUAACGAAAAUUAGAUUAAAUGUAAUUCGAAUGAAAAUCACGUGGAAAGACUUAGCAAUCAAAUAUCCAAAAACUGGAACUUAAUUGAAACUAUAAAAAGUGAAUUAGGAUUAGUUCGAAUUAGAAACUGUCGGUAAUAUAUCAGAAAAACGCAGUUUGUAGUAAGCAUAAAUUGAACAAUUAGUAAUUCAGUCAAUGAAAAGCCUAAGAACUUCAGCAAUCUAAUUGAAAAUAUAAUAAAACGUUCGUUACUAAGUAAAAAAAAAGAUUUAAUCUAUGAAUAAAUUUUGAAUAUUCGAUCGAGUUUUUGAAUCGCUUGAAAAUAUGAACGUUCGUUUCGAAUUAUGUUGAUUCGUUGUUUAAUGUACCAAGACAUACGCGAUCGUCGCUCGUGUCCACAAAAAGCCGGGCAUGAUGGGUGAGUUGCGAAGGCAACUGUGAUAUAAUAGCAUAAUAAAAAUGGAAAUAGUAAUGAGUUGAAAAUGUAAGAAAAAUCUCCAUUCGUAACCACUCUGGAAUCGUCAUGUAUAUUUAUGUCUAAGAGAUAUUUUUUGUGUCACUAUUACAUUCCAAAACUCCCACCGUUUAUCCUUCGUGGAAAAACUUUUUUAUUUUCGGUCAGCGAAUAAGAUUUUUCGGCCCGGACCACUGUUUGGAUUGUCUUUCACCAACUGCUUGGGAAAUAUGAAAACAACAAUUAUUUUCAAACAUUUCUCGGGCGUGAAAAACCUCGACGCACGUUCUUUCAUCGUGAACACAAAUUAUACAAUAAUAUUUAAAAAAGGCAUAAACUACUCCAUUUUAAUAUAUUACGAAUAAUAAUGGAGAGAAAAACAAAACCGAUACCUACGACGCAAGAUUAUAAAUUAAGUACCAGCGACGUUUAUACUUUUUUAUUUCGAAUCGAUAACAACUUAUUAUUCUUCGUUAUUCUCGAUGUCAGUUUUGUGAUAUUCCAAAAAAUGUUCGUAUUACUUACUAGCGCCUAAUCACCGCACUGAAAGUGGGCAAUGUUGUCUCCAUAUAUUUAUAACAAUUCGUAUAACCGUAUCAACUGAAACUCUGAGAAACUCGCAAUUUAUCCACAAAAUAAUGUAAUGAGAUAACCCAAACCUCACGAAAACUUUAUGCUCAUAUGGAGAGAAAAAGAAACGAAGCAACUUUUGUUGCUAUGACAAACGAUUUAUGUACGCACAAAUCAAGCUGCCAAAACAAAUGUUUCAUUGUUGUCUAACACUGACCUAUUGAAAAUACAAUAAUAUCUGUAAUUAUCUCGUAUGCUAUUAUCUCAGAACUUUAAGUAGGAAGUAAUUUGUAGAUAAAAGUACAAUUUUUAUUUAAAUGAAUGUACGCGAAGGUGAAUUACCAGUUUAUUUUUUAUUAUUAUUAUUUUUUUUUUAAAUAAAUACUGAAACUAUCUGGAUUUUUUAA